UAGAUACUUGGAUGCUGAACUUGACUUCACUUGACUUAUAAUUCUUAUCUUAUAUGCUAAGAAUGUAGCCACAAACACUUGAAUCCUCGGUUUCUAAAAAAACUAACAUUCAUGGGUUUGAUAUUCUGUCUUCUUGCCUUAGUUCCAUAUGUUAUGUGCCAAGUUACAGAGUUCAUAAGCAUAGACUGUGGAGGAUCAAGCAAUUAUACUGACCUCAACACUGGCUUGCCAUGGAUUUCGGACUCCGGAAUUAUUAGCUCUGGACAAUCAGCUGAGCUGGAGGAUCCAGAGGCAAGUUUGCCACAGUAUCGAAAACGCAGAGACUUUCCUGUUGAUGACAAAAAGUACUGCUACACUCUGAGGACUCAGGAGAGGAGGAGGUACCUUGUUCGCGCAACGUUUCUAUAUGGAAACUCCAAGAGUACUUUCCCCAAGUUUCAGGUUUAUUUGGAUGCAACCAAGUGGUCAACUGUGAGUAUUACCAAUGCCUCUGAGGUACAUGUGGAGGAAAUGAUCAUUAGGGCUCAGUCGAAUUCUGUUGAUGUCUGCUUGUGUCAAGCAACCACGGGUUCUCCUUUUAUUUCCACUCUUGAGCUGCGGCCUUUGAAUCAGUCAAUGUAUGCUACGGAGUUUGAGGAUGAAUUUUACUUAAAGGUAGCAGCCAGAGUGAAUUUUGGUGCUACGAGUAAUGAAGCUAUAAGGUAUCCUGAUGAUCCAUAUGAUCGCAUAUGGAGUUCUGAUCUUGAAAGAAGGCAAAAUUUUCUUGUAGGGGUUGCCCCAGGUACUGAAAGAGUCAACACAACAAAGUACAUAAACACAAACGCAAAAGAGCACCCGCCAUUAAAAGUAAUGCAAACUGCAGUUGUUGGUACCAAAGGCAAUCUUACUUAUAGGCUGAACCUAGAAGACUUCCCUGCCAGUGCUCGAGGUUAUGCAUAUUUUGCUGAAAUUGAAGAAUUUGAGACUUCAGAAAGUAGGAAAUUUACAAUAGCUCAACCUGAGAUUCCUGACUACAACACUGCUGUUAUCAAUAUUGCUGAGAAUGCGCACAGAAGCUACACAUUAUAUGAACCAAGCUUCAAAAAUGUAACACUUGAUUUUGUAUUAUCAUUCUCAUUUGUAAAGACCCCGGAUUCGACCCAUGGGCCACUCCUAAAUGCUAUUGAAAUAAGCAAAUAUGUGCCGAUUGCCAAGAAGACAGAUGUGCGAGAUGUAAACACUCUCAAUUCUCUUCGAGGCAAGUCUAUGGACAGUUAUAUGAAGGAUGAAGCUCGUGGUGACCCUUGUGUUCCUACACCCUGGGAUUGGGUGAAUUGCAGCACUAGUAUACCACCGAGGAUCACAAAAAUUGCACUGUCAGGAAGGAAUGUGGAAGGUGAAAUCCCACCUGAUCUAAAUAAUAUGGAUGGAUUGAUCGAGUUGUGGCUGAACGGAAGCUCCUUCGAGGGUCCAAUCCCUGACAUGACUAACCUCAUCAAUUUACAAAUUUUGCAUCUAGAGAACAAUAAACUCACAGGUCCAAUACCAUCUUGUUUGGGCAGUUUGCCAAGCUUAAAAGAACUGUAUGUAGAUAAUAACUCUUUGACUGGGGAUAUCCCCUCCACAUUGCUAAAAGGAAAACUAAUUCUUAGUUAUGAAGGUAAUCCUGGUCUAAGGGACAGCACUAAGCAUAAAAGAUAUCGCAGAAUGAUUGUUGGAGUUUCAAUUGGAUUGCUAGCGAUUCUUCUCCUUCUGUUUUUAGGAACUUUGUUAUUAUUGUAUCAUCUUCAGAAAAAGAGGUGGUUCAAGAAUAAUGGAAAAGAACGAGGCAGGAAUCGGAUUGAUGAAGAAGUUUCAUACCAUAUAACAUUCGCUGAUAUAGAAGAAUUUACUAAAAGCUUUUCUAAGCAAAUAGGUAAAGGAAGUUUUGGACCUGUGUAUUUUGGGAGAAUGAAAGAUGGAAAAGAUUUGGCGGUUGAAGUGAUGGCUGAUUCAUCCAAUCAUGGAAACCGACAAUUUGUUACUGAGGUUGCUCGCUUGUCUAGAAUUCACCACAGAAACUUGGUUUCUUUAAUUGGAUAUUGUAAAGAAUCACAUCAGAGUAUGCUUGUUUACGAAUACAUGCACAAUGGAACUUUGCGUGAUCACAUACAUGAUUCUUCCAAUCAGAAGUCGUUAGACUGGCUCUCCCGUCUUCAAAUUGCAGAAGAUGCAGCUAAAGGCCUCGAAUAUUUACACUCUGGAUGCAACCCAAGUAUUAUUCACGGUGAUGUAAAGACAAGCAAUAUUCUCCUCGAUAUCAAUAUGAGGGCAAAAUUAUCUCAUUCUGGACUGUCAAGGCAAACUGAAGAUGAUCAAACCCACGUAUCAAGUUUAGCUCAAGGGACUGUCGGAUACCUUGAUCCAGGGUACUAUGCAAACAAAAAAUUAACUAAAAGAAGUGAUGUAUAUAGCUUUGGUGUUGUUCUCUUAGAACUGGUUUCCGGAAGAAAGCCUGUAUCAACUGAAGAUUCAGGCACUGAUUGGAACAUUGUUCACUGGGCAAGGUCUAUGAUCUGCAAGAGGGAUGUGAAAAGCAUCGUAGAUCCUUCUGUAGGAAAGGCAAAAAUUGAGUCAGUAUGGAGGAUCGCAGAAGUAGCAAUCCAAUGUGUCGAACAACGCUCAUCUUCCAGACCAAGAAUGCAGGACAUCAUUCUGGCUAUACAGGAUGCAAUCAAAAUUGAGAAAGGAAGUGAUGAAACAGUCUCAGGGAAUGCAAAAUCGCAGUCGUCACGCAGGACUUUAUUGACCAGUUUUCUCGACAUCGAAAGCCCUGAGUUAUCUGAUUAAUCGUUAGUUACUUCAGCUUGCUAUCCUGAUUUAUCUGAUCAAAAUGCAAUCACUUAACAACUUCUUGCAGGAACACAGUAGCAUGUAUACUCUUUUCUUUAGGAAUGCAGCUCUUGCAACUGAUAUGCCUACGGCCUAUACCAAGCAUCAAGUGGAGCGUAAUUCGUACUCCCUCUGUCCCACAAUACAUGUCUCCUUUGGAAGGAAUUUUUGUCUCAUAAUACAUGUAUACUUUUAGUUUUCAAUGCGAAUAUAUGGGUUUUUUGUGGUGUGUCAUGGACACAUGCUAAGCGCUGAAAUUUUUGUAUUUAGAUCAUUUUGAUUGGCUUCUACUUCUUAAUAAUGUUGAAUCCCCUUGCAAAUACACCAACCACACCAAUCAAAAUGAUCGCAAAAAAUUCCACGUUUAACAUGUGCCCAUAGGCACACAUAGACAAACCCUUCUUAAACAAUUAAUGGAGGUUGAAUAAGAGUCUA
This is a messenger RNA of Daucus carota subsp. sativus, 3285 nucleotides long. RefSeq names its product probable LRR receptor-like serine/threonine-protein kinase At1g67720. The record is from RefSeq and is a predicted model, not a curated record. Gene Ontology annotation, biological process: protein phosphorylation. Gene Ontology annotation, molecular function: protein binding; protein kinase activity; ATP binding. NCBI's taxonomy places the organism in Eukaryota, Viridiplantae, Streptophyta, Magnoliopsida, Apiales, Apiaceae.